Molecule: messenger RNA, 2466 nt
Organism: Hemibagrus wyckioides
Lineage: Eukaryota; Metazoa; Chordata; Actinopteri; Siluriformes; Bagridae
Gene: ca10a
Product: carbonic anhydrase Xa
Exons: 9
Coding region: 561-1547 (328 amino acids)
Molecular function (GO): carbonate dehydratase activity; zinc ion binding
Source: RefSeq, a predicted model, not a curated record
CUCUUUUUCAGAGACAGUUUCACGCUCUCUCUCUCUCUCUCUCUCUCUAACACACACACACCACACACACACGUUCACACACACGCGCGCGCUCCUUCAGUCUCUCCCACCCCUCUCUCACUCUCUGACUCUCUCCGCAGGAUCGGGACGGCUCCAUCAUGUCCGCGGCGCGUUUCAAGGCAUCUCCGGGAAACUAAAUCGCACACCCUUUUAAAGUGUGUUUUUAUUUUCUGUCUGGAGUUCGGUGAGGACGCGGAGAAACGCCAAGUGAAGCACACGCGUAGAGGAUUUUAGUGGAUUUUUGAGUGCGUUCUGAAGCGCGGCGUCAUGUCUCCGAGAUAAGCGCGCCUCUCUCUCAGCCUGUGUGUGUGUUUGUGUGUGUGAGACUGAGUGAGUGUGUGCGUGCGAGUGUGUGAGUGUGUGUGCGCGCGCGCGCGUGUGUGAUGUUACCUUGUGGAAGGUGUGCAACGGGAAAGACGCUGGCUGGACUCGACAUCUGCAAUUGAUCUGCCGUGUUUUCUGGAGCACCAUGUCCCUGGAAUGAAGGAAGAAAAUCAAACAUGGAUAUAAUCUGGGAAAUACUGAUUAUUCUUCAAGCCAAUUUCAUCGUUUGUACAACAGCUCAGCCAGGUCCCCCCAAAAUUCAUGAGGGAUGGUGGGCUUACAAAGAGGUCGUCCAAGGGAGCUUCGUUCCAGUUCCGUCCUUCUGGGGUCUUGUGAAUUCAGCGUGGAACCUGUGCUCGGUGGGAAAGCGACAAUCUCCAGUCAACAUUGAAACCAGCCAUAUGAUAUUUGACCCCUUCCUGACACCACUGAGACUGAACACCGGGGGCAGGAAGGUGGGAGGGACCAUGUACAACACCGGCCGCCACGUCUCGCUACGCCUGGAUAAGGAGCACUUGGUGAACAUCUCGGGUGGACCCAUGACAUACAGCCACCGACUGGAGGAAAUCAGGUUACACUUUGGCAGCGAAGACGGACAGGGCUCGGAGCAUCUCCUCAACGGCCAGGCCUUCUCCGGGGAGGUACAACUGAUCCACUACAACCACGAGCUCUACACUAAUUACACAGAAGCUGCCAAGAGUCCAAACGGCUUGGUGAUAGUGUCUAUAUUCAUGAAGAUAUCCGAGACUUCGAAUUCCUUUCUGAAUCGGAUGCUGAACAGAGAUACCAUCACUAGAAUAACGUAUAAGAAUGAUGCUUAUUUACUAUCUGGGCUAAACAUCGAGGAGGUGUACCCCGAGACGGCGAGUUUCAUCACCUACGAGGGUUCGAUGACUAUCCCACCCUGUUUUGAGACUGCCACAUGGAUUCUCAUGAACAAGCCGAUAUAUGUCACAAAAAUGCAGAUGCACUCCAUGCGGCUGCUCAGCCAGAACCAGCCUUCGCAGAUCUUCCUCAGCAUGAGCGAUAACGUGCGUCCGGUCCAGCCUCUGAACAACCGCUGCAUUCGCACCAACAUCAACUUCAGCAUGCAGGGCAAAGACUGCCCCAACAACAGGGCCCAGAAACUGCAGUACCGAGUGAAUGAAUGGCUGCUGAAAUAGACCCCUUUCAUGGAUGAGCCCAAAUAUAAAACAAGACACCGAGAGGGGGGGAGAAAUAAGGAUGAAAGACAGCGGAGGAGCGGAACGGACUCUAGACUGCAUCACAUUUGUCCUGCCAGAUAGUCAUGACAUUGUAAAGGGAAAAAAAAGAGAGAGAGAAAAAAACAAACAAAAAAAAAAAAAUAAAAAAAAAUAAUAAUAACUUCAAUAAGAAGAGACUUGGGCAAAAAAAAAAAAAAAAAGACUCUGUUUCAUACAUCAGCUCAAAACCAGUGAAGUACAAAUAGGUUUUGAUACUUUUUUGGUGAAAAAAAUGGAAAAAAAAAAGAAAAAAGCGAAACCAUACAAAAAAUUUCAAUAUUUAUUUCAUAUUCACUUCACAACAAUGGAACUAAAGAUGUCUUUUUAACCUUUGUACAUAUGGAUACCUUACUGCAAAGCGUUCAAACCUUCAACAGCGGGAUGGACACUGAGCUGGAGACUGAAAUCAGGAGCAUCGUCAUAAUUGCAUCGUCUUAAUCAUAACUCCGGGACACGUCGGAGACGAGGAGGGGAGAGGGUGACGGGAUGGGAUGGGAGGAUGAGAGGAUGAGAGGAUGACAGGAUGAAAGCUGCCACACUAAUGACACUACUGAGGAAUGUACAUGAGCGCUGUUUUUUCAGACACGAUGAGGGAGGGUUCUGGCCUUGUAAAUAGAAUUAUUCAUGCUGAAGAUUAACAUGUAAAGAUACAAAUAAACAUUAAAAAAGAAUAUAUCAGAGGGAAAAAUAACUGAAAAAAAUAAGUUGAAUAUUUUAUGCUUGGCACACUGAAUUUCUGGAGGAGAGCUGAUGCCUUUUUUUCUGUUUUAUUGUUUACAAAUGGUCCUACACUGUGUUUGUUUAAUGUUAUCGGCCCAAUAAAUGUGUUUGGAACGUC